Molecule: messenger RNA, 6185 nt
Organism: Melopsittacus undulatus (budgerigar)
Lineage: Eukaryota; Metazoa; Chordata; Aves; Psittaciformes; Psittaculidae
Gene: PPM1E
Product: protein phosphatase, Mg2+/Mn2+ dependent 1E
Exons: 7
Coding region: 1-2238 (745 amino acids)
Biological process (GO): protein dephosphorylation; negative regulation of protein kinase activity
Cellular component (GO): nucleus
Molecular function (GO): protein serine/threonine phosphatase activity; cation binding
Source: RefSeq, a predicted model, not a curated record
AUGGCCGCGGGCGGCCCGGGCAGCGGCAGCGCGGAGGAGAAGAGCUACCGCCGCUUCCUCGAGCUGUUCUUGGGCGAGUUCCGAGGGCCCUUCGGGGUAGAGCCGGAGCCAGAGCCGGAGCCAGAGCCGGAGCCAGAGCCAGAGCCGGCUCCAGCUCCCCCCCCAGCUGCCGAUGCUGCUGCCGCCGCUGCCGAGGAGCCGGGGGCAGAGGGAGAAGGGGGAACGGCCGCCGAGACGGAGGAAGGUGAGGGCGGCCAAGAAAACGAGGGCGGCCAGAGCGACGCCGGCGACCCUCAGCCGCCCGCCCCGCCGCCGCCUCCCCCGCCGCUGCCCUCGCUGCCCCGGCCGCUGUCGGAGUACAUAACGGAGGAGGAGGUAGAGGGCGAGUGCCUGGACCUCUGCCUGCAGCAGCUCUACAAGUAUAAUUGCCCUUCAUUUUUGGCUGCUGCUUUAGCUAGAGCAACUUCAGAUGAAGUCCUUCAGAGUGAUCUUUCGGCACACUAUUUACCAAAGCAUGUGGACAACACAGAUGGAAUCAUACAGAUCGAGACAGUGAAGUUGGCCCGCUUAGUUUUCAGCAAGCUGCAUGAGAUCUGCAGCAACUGGGUGAAAGACUUUCCACUCCAGCCAAAGCCCCAUCGCUACUAUGAGACAUCCAUCCAUGCCAUCAAGAAUAUGCGCAGGAAGAUGGAAGACAAGCACGUCUGCAUCCCAGAUUUCAACAUGCUCUUCAACCUGGAGGACCAAGAGGAGCAAGCUUAUUUUGCAGUGUUUGAUGGUCAUGGGGGAGUGGAUGCUGCCAUCUAUGCCUCCAUCCAUCUCCAUGUGAACAUGGUCCAUCAGGAGAUGUUUCAGCAUGACCCAGCAGAAGCACUGUGCCGAGCUUUCCGUGUGACCGAUGAGCGCUUUGUCCAGAAGGCAGCCAGAGAGAGUCUGCGUUGUGGAACCACUGGGGUGGUGACUUUCAUCCGAGGAAAUAUGCUGCAUGUGGCUUGGCUUGGGGACUCCCAAGUUAUGCUCGUAAGGAGAGGCCAAGCUGUGGAACUGAUGAAACCCCACAAACCAGAUCGGGAGGAUGAGAAGAAGCGCAUUGAGGCACUUGGUGGCUGCGUGGUCUGGUUUGGAGCCUGGAGGGUGAAUGGGAGUCUGUCGGUCUCCAGAGCUAUUGGGGAUGCUGAGCACAAGCCAUACAUCUGUGGGGAUGCAGACUCUGCCUCCACUGUACUAGAUGGCUCUGAAGACUACCUCAUUUUAGCCUGUGAUGGUUUCUAUGACACGGUCAAUCCCGAUGAGGCAGUCAAAGUGGUGGCUGACCAUCUAAAGGAGAAUAAUGGCGACAGCAGCAUGGUAGCACAUAAAUUAGUGGCAUCUGCUCGCGAUGCCGGUUCCAGUGACAACAUUACUGUCAUUGUGGUAUUUCUCAGGGACAUGAACGCAGCAGUCAAUGUUAGUGAGGAGUCAGACUGGACAGAGAACUCUUUUCAAGGUGGGCAGGAAGACAACGGGGAAGAUAAAGAAAACCAUGGAGACUGCAAACGGCCGUGGCCCCAGCACCAGUGCUCGGCACCUGCAGAUCUAGGGUAUGAGGGACGGGUGGAUUCUUUCACCGACAGAACUAGCUUAAGCAUAGGGUCAAACAUCUACCUGUUUGACGAUCAAAGCUAUUUAGACCUGACAAAAACAGAAACUAGUACACCUCAGAGUGCCAAAUAUCUGCCACCAAUUCAAGUGUUUAGUCCCGGCAUACCAAAGAGUGCAAAUCUGAUCAAUGGCCUAAGAGUGAAGAAUGAAUCACCAGAGUGCACCACAUCAUCAAUGUGUGGACAGAGCAAUCCCAGGGAGUACAAUGCUCCUCUUAGCUUGGGUGCUACAGGGCAGAGCAUCUACAGGUUGAAGGGUAUAUCCCCCAUUUUCGUUGGGCUGGAAGAUGAACUAUUCAAAUCCUUGGGAAAACGAGCUGCGCUCUUUCGCUUCCGGCUCUGUAGCUGGAAGAGGCAACGAGGAGCCAGGCUCAAACCAAAGUUUCACACGCUGCUCUUGGCUCACGAGCCUCCCCACACAGAUGGAUCGAGUCUGUCCCUACCUGUCCGGGGCCGCAGGAGCACAAGGGUGUGGGGCAGACACUCCCCGUGCUGGAAGCUGGCUGGUCACAGAGCGUACAGUGAAAGCAUGGUUUUGAUGCGAAGACAAAGUCAUUGUAUACCAGCGUCAUACCUUCAUCAAUGCUGUAAAAUGUAACCAUCCCCCUCGUGUUCCCCCAUCAGACUCCCAAAGUAGACAUUCCCAAAAUAAAACUGGCAUCAUCAGAAAGCGAAACAAAGGUGGGCAUUUCCGAACUGUACUCCCAUCCCCUGCAAAGCUCCAACUAUGUGUAAAUACAUCUAGGAAUUAACAAAUGUAGUUGUUUCAAUCUCAGUAAAGUUUGCUGGUGGUGCCACCCUGAGCAAUGCCGCAGCCACCAACCACCCGCACACGUGAGUAUCUGACCACAUUCACCGGUGGAAGCCAAACAGCUGGUUCACCUCAUAGACACUGUUAGGGAAUGAACAGUCCUUACAAAUGCGAGAGGUUGAACCUGCCUGAGAUACAUCUGUGGAGCAAUAUGUAAAGCAAGAUUCUGGUUUAGAACUGCCAAAUUUUUUUUGGAGUGGGGGGGAAGUUUCUGUAGAAGUCCAGGUGUGUGGUUUUUGUGUUCUGCUUUCUAUUUAUUUCAGGCAAGCAUUAAGAUGAAUUAGAAAGUUCUAUCCACUUUUGCAGGUAGAUGACUAAAAGCCAUACAGGGUUUUACCAGGUAACUUAGGAAUGGACAAACUGAGCUCCUGCUGCUCUGUUCUCAGACUCCAGUUGAAGUAUAGACUCACAAUUUACCUAUUUUUGUUCAUGUAACACAAAGAGUAGAAUAUUAAGAAAACUGGGGUUUGUAGUUCUUAAAACCAAUUCUUUCCUAUGGCUAAAGGUUCAUAUCUUUCGGGUGCUUUUAGUGGCAUUUUUCUUGUUUGUCAGUUUAGGAAACUGUUCUCACCUGGUUUUCAUUGAACAUUGAUUGUGCUUAUUUCUUUGAGCCAACCUCUUUCCACCGUAACUUCAUCUCAGGUCUUAAGAGAAACCAGUCUGUGGAGAUGUUCAGUACAAUACUACUGCCACUCAACCAGUCAAACCAGAGAACUGCUUGCGUGAGAUAAUGAGCAAUCUGAUGAGCUGUUUGGUUUCUAGGUGGCAAAGGCAUAAUUUAAUAUGAAGUUGCAGCAGGAAGGAUGAUAGUGUCCUGUGUCUCUGAGCAGCAUCACUGCUGCAGUGUGGUGUUUUCUAGUGUGUGUAGGAAUGGAUGCCAGAGCAAUCCCAGACAUGUGGAAACGCCGUGGGUGCAGAAGAGGGGUUUUGCACUUGGGGUUUUGUGAGGCAAGUAAAACUCACUGGCCAGCCAGAGCUCUGCUUUGGUGAAACCUGGGUUCAGAAAGGGAAGUGAGCAGAGUGUUACCUACCACACUGGAAAAUGCGUGGUACCUGCCAGCUUAUCCCUGCUGUCGAGGUGAUGCUGAACCCAUGGGGGGAGUGGUUAACUGGGACAUAAGCAAGCAGACGAUUCCCAUCAGCUCCACUAAAUACAUACCUGUUGCUGUUCUUCGUUACAGUAAAAUAUUUGGAAGGGUAUGAAUAAAGUCAGUCUUCAUAGGCACUUAUUGUACAACUCGUAUCAUUUUAGCAGUAACAAUUUAAUAACAGUAUUUAGCUAGAAUUUGCAAAGUAUUUUAAGUAGUCAGGAGAUUAUUCAGCACGACAAGAUGGCAAGGUUUGAGUUCUGCCACUUUCUGCUGCUUCUACCUUUGAUGCACUAUUUUAAAAGCAAUCUGAGGAACAGUGAAAGGCUUUGUGAGUAACCAGGAGUUGGAGUGUGGCUUUAGAUUCCUUUGAUCUUUUUCAGGCUUUUUGUUUUUAAUCUUACAGGAUCAUUGGCUCUUAUCUGUCAUCUUACUAAGCCUUAGCUGUUGUCGCCGUUCUCUUUAGCUGCAGCAUAUGUUCCAAUUCAGAUUUACUGAGGAAAUUUGAGAAAUCAUGAGAUGAUAAAAUAUGCAACUCUGGGGCAUCUCUGCGGUGCCUUUGUUUUAAAUUCUUCACAGUAAUAAUGAUGCAUUGAGAGUCCAUCUUACUGACGUGUUUCAGAGAGGAAGGUGGUGUAAGUGCAAUUCUGUGUGUGAGUAAAUGAGAAUGAAGAGCUGUGAUAGAUGAUAAAACUUCUUCCCAGUCUGCAGGAGCGGUUGACGAGUGCUCGAUUGCAUGUGUGCUGUUUUGGGGAAGGAUUUAGCUUUUUAGGUGUGGAUUCAUAAGUGAUAAUUCUGCCACUCAUACCAUUUACCUUGCUAGGAGAAAAAAAUUCUGCCAUCAUAGUUCCAGUGUGGUCAGGUUAAAACAUUGUAUAGGUAGCAAGUCUUCAUUUCUUCACUAAAUGCAUAUUUAUAGAGUAGAUAGGAACCAUUUGUAAGGUAAGUCCUUUAAAGUUCUAUACUAUUACAAGUAGUGGUUAUUGGUCUGAUAUAUGCUGCUCUUGAUUCUACCCACUAGACAAAAAGCAGUGCUUUGUGAAAUGCAGUGUUUUCUCUUAAUGCCACUGGUGAUAGGAAGUAGUUCUCUUCAGUUCAAACUCCUGUGCCCUUACUUGCUGCUUGCUAACGUAAGCAAUAAUCCCUCUCUAAUGGUAUCUAAGUGUUCUGUAUCUCGUACUUUGAUUGUCUAUCUGGUGACAAUGUAAAGAUACUAGGCUAAUAUAAAAGCAUCUAAUUGUAUUUAUUAACUGUUGCUACUGAGAUUCAGUCUGUGACCUGUGUUUUGUAUUUUUAUUGUGUAUCGUAGUGGUGGUGAAAUUUGUAUAACGAAUCUUUCCAAUAAAGAGCUGAAGUAUCCCUGUUCCGUGUUAAGCCAACCCGCAUCAGUUUCAGUUUACGUGUUAACCCUGUGUGCAGAACUAGGAGGUAGGGAGUGAAAACAUCAUUUUUAUGUUGAUUUUUGUGAACUUGUGGUGGUUUUGAGGAGGUGGCUCCAGGCUCUUUGUCUGAAGCUGCUCAAAACUCGCUCAUAAACUCUUCACUGUGAGUCCUGGUGGGAUUUGUGCAAUCCCCUCUGGUUGUUCCCUGUGCACACUUUUGGAAGGUGCAGCUCUGGGGUGUCUGUAUUGCAGGGACAGGGGAGCCCUUAACCCACUGUGGUUUGCACUGAUGGUGGGUGGAAACACAUGUAUAGAACUUUUCUGUACCUGGAAGUGCCAUCGAUUGUCCUUGCCAGUUAAAACCAUUCAGUAGUGGAUUGAGAUUGCACUGCAGCACCCAAGGACAAUGUCGAAGCAGACUUUACCUUACGCCACAUUUAUAGUGGUGCAUUGGUGAGAAACGUGUCCUAUGGGCAGAUGAGGAGUAAUGGGCUCCGUGUCCAUAGACAUGGCUGCUGUACUUCAGAGGCAGCCUCCUCAUGAAAUCCUCCCCACCGUGGCAGUGUUCUGCAGGAAAAAGCAAAUGAGAAAGAUUGGUCUAAAUUAGGGACUGUUUUAGCACAAUUUACUCACUGGGCACUAGUCACAUAAACAAAGCCAUUGAAGGGGAUACUCCAGCUUUGAUCAUGCCUACAAUUUAGGGCAAUCUUUCUUUAAUUCAUAUCCUCUUUGCAACAGGAACAAAACUUUCUACCCUUGUAUCAUGUGCAAUAAUGAGGCAUUAACACAACUUCUGACUUAAAAUGUUCCCAUCCUUUCCUUGCCCUCGCCCAUCAGGCACUCGCACUGUACUUGCCAGCAGUAAAGCUAAAAUCCUCUCCCUUAGGGUCUAGUACAACCCUUGGGGUCUAAUACAACUCCUGUAUCACGUGUGCACUGUGGUCUGCUCACCUGGGACAGGAACGGGUGCAGGACCAAGCUCACACCAUAUACCAAGUGCUCCCGCUGGCGGUUGUGACACGGGGGCUCAUGUGGACCUCUCUGUGUUACCGUGUUCAUGACAAUAACGUGUUCUUGAUGCAGUGAAUAAACUAAAGUAAACAAUUUCCCAGUGUUGGGACUUCCCUCCAUAGUCUUGUUCUACAGUCCACCUAUUAGUUUCAACCAUGUAUUAGUCAUCCAUAUUUUAUUUAUGAAUCUGUUUAUACAGGAAAAACUGUUAAAGUUUUACCAAUAUCUUAAUAAAACAGUAAUUUAAACCACA